UUGGACGUCAUCACAGCCUACGCUGCUGAUUGGCCAAAUCGGGUUCACUAGUUUGCACUCUAUAUGACGUCAUAUUCAGUGCGUGUCAAUUGCAGUUUUUAAAAUAUCAUCACGUAUAAUGCAUAGCAAUCGCAGCACAAUUAAUAAGAUGGUAAUUAUAUUUUUAGCAAUGGUUUGAACAAAUUUUGUCCAUACCAAAUGGCGUAUGUUAGAUUUAAAUACUGUAGUUUUCAUUGCGUCUUUGCGGUCAAGUCGAAAAGAACAAAAAAAAAUAUAGAUAUAUAUCUAUUUUUUAUUUUUUUCUGAAGGUCAUGAUUGUGUGGUGACAUGCGUAACGGGUUAGUUAAGGUUGUUUUCUGAUGUAUUUGUCCAACUCGGUGUUUGCGUUCUGCAAUAUUCUAGAAUCUUUUUCCAUUGUGACAUCCAGAAGUCUGAGAUCCGAGUUGGAACGUUAACGCACCAUUGUUCAAUAAUCAACGUUACCUGAGUAUUUAUUUCGCGUUAUUUGGAGUAUCUUACCGUAUUAGAACACUUAAAAUGUCAUUGUGUGUUGAUGUGAAUUUAUAAUCAAAUGUCAGGCGGGGAAUUUUGGUCAUUCCACAACGGAGUUCAUUCCCGUCAUUCGCGUUCAGUUUGCUUGCUGCUAGAACGGCAGGGAAAGGAAAGAACGCGCCGCAAAAAAAUAGAAAGAAAGAUGAGGGCCAGGUUGCCGCUAUUGACUGUUCAGUUGUUCACUGUUGUCAUUUGUAUGCACGUUUUGUCAGGAAUGUUCACGUAUGCGUGUUUUGUCACGAUAACACGGGCGUGAACGCAACGCCGUGACGUGAGUCGAGCGGGAGUGAAGCUGCUGUCCGGGAAUGGAAACAUAACGGCGUGGAGAGCAACAACAUGACGGACGCAGAUGCGCCAUCUCAGAGCGGCGGCUACGACGUGGAGCAGUUUGUGGACACCCCGGACUACGACCUCAUCUGCACCAUAUGCCAGGGGGUCCUGCGGUGUCCGGUUCGAGCGGCUUGCCACCACGUCUUCUGCAAGAAAUGUAUUCUGCAGUGGCUCAAGAGACAGGAGACUUGCCCCUGCUGCCGGAAGCCCAUUCACGCGAGCAUGAUCUUUGUCAUGUUCAAACUGAGCAAGUCCAUUGGACGCAUGAAGAUAAAGUGUAAGAACGAGAUCCGUGGCUGCGCGGCGACAGUUCCCCUCUCGGAGCAAUACUGCCACAGCCUGAACUGCUUGUACGAGCUGGUACCUUGCCCGUACGCCGGGUGCCGGGCGCAGCUGCUCCGCCGCGACCUGGAGACUCACGCGCGCCACUGCGAGCACUGGCGCCAGCAGUGCCACAUGGGCUGCGGCACCGUGCUGUGCCACCGCACGCGGGCGCAGCACAACUGCUACAUGGAGCUCAAGCUGCAGUACCAGGCUAAGAGCAGGAACCACGGGGCCAUCGCCGCCGCCCUGCAGCGCAAGAUGAGGAGGAUGCAGAACACCAUGGCGCACAUGAAGAGGCAAAUGGGGCUAAUAUGCGAGAGUCUGCAGGUCACGGACGAGGUGCACAAGGUGAACGAGGACUCGGGGGAGGGCACCUCCAGAUCCGCACGGACCAGAUUCAGCAGCGACGGCUGACGGUCGAGGGAAGAACAAUUCAUGCUGCCGCGUUUCUAAAUGUGUUCAUUUCAAUUGAUGUCGUGUGUUGGAAUAUGCAGCUCGGUCGAUCAUCACAUUAAACUGAGUGAAUUUGUAACAUUUGCGUGCUCAUAUUGUAAAUAAAACAAGGAUUACUAAACAUGCAACUAUAUGGACUAAUGGAAGUUGGAUCACGGGGGGAGAAAAACACAGUACAUUUUUCACACAAAGUGUCAUUUUUCAAAAACUGAAAUUGAAAUAUUUAUUUUCAUUGUUAAGAAAGCAAAAUAUGUUUACCUUCAAAGUUUGGGAUGUCAAUAUUAACUGAAAUGUCUUUUCGCCCCUUUUUUAUUCAAAAAAGUGUAAAAAAAAAAAGAAAAACUG
Molecule: messenger RNA, 2004 nt
Organism: Phycodurus eques (leafy seadragon)
Lineage: Eukaryota; Metazoa; Chordata; Actinopteri; Syngnathiformes; Syngnathidae
Gene: rnf151
Product: ring finger protein 151
Exons: 4
Coding region: 889-1620 (243 amino acids)
Biological process (GO): positive regulation of JNK cascade; regulation of canonical NF-kappaB signal transduction
Cellular component (GO): plasma membrane signaling receptor complex
Molecular function (GO): zinc ion binding
Source: RefSeq, a predicted model, not a curated record